CGCAGCAGAGCCUGAAACACAGGAGACCGGCACACGCUAACGAUGGUCGAAGCUGCCGUUAUAGUGAUGUGCUGUGCUGCCCGCGGAAAGGGAGCAAUGGCGGCAACAGCAGCAGCAGUGGGUCAGUUGCGCAUUCUCCCCGACUCAUGCCGAUUGUUUUCCUUGCUUCGUCUCUCGCAGCGGAGGUUCGAAGCACGCGCAUGGCUCUCCCGCGCCGCGACGCCUCACCAUCCGCUCGCUGUACUCGUUCGCGCCUCUGCGCCGACCUCGGUGGAAUCCUCGAAUCUGAAGUUGAACGGGAAAACCAAGCCAAGCAUGGAUGUUCUAGCUUGUCCUAUAUGUUACAGCUGCUUUGAAAGAAAAGAAAAUGGUGAUUCAAAUGUGGUCUCUUCAUCAAGAGGUGGUGCUUAUUGCGUGAACUGCAGAAAAGCAUAUUCUGAUAAGGAGGCAUUCCUAGACUUGACUGUUAUUAAUGAUUCAAAUGAAUUCAGUGAAUCUCAACCGUUGUUCUCAGAGAUUUUCCAGAGCCGGCUCGUCUCAUUCCUUUAUGAAAGAGGAUGGCGUCAAAAUUUUGUAUGGGGUGGUUUUCCUGGCCCAAACAAAGAGUUUGAAAUGGCUAAGGAAUACUUGCAGCCAACUUUUGGAGGUGUAAUCAUUGAUGCUAGUUGUGCGAGUGGCUUAUUUUCCAGGCGUUUUGCUAAGAGCAGACUGUACUCUCUUGUGGUAGCUUUGGAUUAUUCAGAGAAUAUGUUACGCCAGUGCGAUGAAUUCAACAAGCAGGAGGGCAUUCUGGCUGAUGAGAGUUUUAUCCUUGUAAGAGCCGACAUAUCGAGACUUCCUUUUGUAACCAACACCAUAGAUGCCGUACAUGCUGGUGCUGCUUUGCAUUCCUGGCCCUCACCAUCUAUUGCAGUUGCUGAAAUCAGUCGUGUCUUAAGGCCUGGGGGUGUCUUUGUUGCAUCUACAUUUAUACUUGGCGAGUCUAUCCCACCACAAGCCAAUAGCCUGCUGCGCCAGAAUGUAGGACGAUUUUUCCAGUACUUCUCUUCUGAAAGAGAGUUGGAGGGUCUCUGCAGAGCAUGUGGUUUGGUUGGAUUUACAUGCCAGAGGAGAGGAACGUUUAUCAUGAUCUCUGCCACCAAGCCCCUCUAAGUCAACUGAAUUUUGCGGAGCCUAUCCGAUCAUGGCAUGUAAUCAUUUUGUUCGACAUAAUUCUACUGGCUGAAGUUUUCUGCACCUACAGCUUCAUCCGAUAUUGCAAAGCAAAAAAGCUUGAGUAUGAGAUAUAAUAUGUAUGAGCUUAUUUA
This is a messenger RNA of Nymphaea colorata (pocket water lily), 1307 nucleotides long. RefSeq lists its product as uncharacterized. The coding region runs from base 43 to 1152 and encodes 369 amino acids. The record is from RefSeq and is a predicted model, not a curated record. Gene Ontology annotation, molecular function: S-adenosylmethionine-dependent methyltransferase activity. The transcript is spliced from 8 exons. NCBI's taxonomy places the organism in Eukaryota, Viridiplantae, Streptophyta, Magnoliopsida, Nymphaeales, Nymphaeaceae.